AUGGCAACGGUCCUCGGUCCGGCUGCAAUCAACGAAACGAAGUUCACGAUGUGGAGCGAACAAGGACGAGCUCUGGGGCUUGAAUGGGACAUGCGGCGUGGCACGAUCACUAUCCCAUCUGAGAAGAUCACCAAGGCCCAGCGAUGCAUCGCGGACAUGGUGGAAGCUGGCACGACAACUAAAACCUCUGCGAUUAGCCUCUUAGGGUGCCUGCGUCACAUCUCCACAUGCUGUCCUCCGGCGCGCGCCUUUUACCAGCGCUUGCAAGGUGUGGCCGUCGUACUGGGCCGAACAGGGCGACGCAAGCUCCCCGCCCAGGCAGUCGAAGACCUGAAGUGGUUUCGAUUGAUUCUUCACCACAGCAGCCGCUUCAACCGUGUCCAUGUCGAACAAUUCGCCCGUCUUGACGAACCCACCGUACACGUCUUCAUGGACGCAUCUAAUCAAGGGCUCUGUGUGUUGGAACCAGCGCUCAAGCAAUUCAUCCGAGUACAGUUCGCCCCAGCUGACCAGGAACUGUUUCUGGCGGACCAAUCAGCCAACUCGAUUAAUGUCUGCGAGUUCCGCAGUGCAACACUCGCAGCUCUACUCUGGGGUCCUACAUGGGCGCUGUCUCGUGGACUCAACGCCGAGCAAGCCGACAACCCCUCGCGCAGCUGUACAAUCGACUUCUGUCCCAACUACUCGCUCGUGUGCACCGCCGCCCACAUACCCGGAGCCGACAACAUCAUGGCGGACGCCGGCUCACGAGCCUGGUCCCGAGCAGAUCAACACUUCGAUACGUGGACAAACUUGUCAUCUGGCUGGACGCAGGUACCAGUAGUGGCGCCCUACGACGAUCUCUCACCCGAUGCCUACUUCUUGGACAGGGACGGGAGACCUGUGUCGUGCGGGGCGGCGAACUCAGUGACUAUCGGUCUCGCCGGGUCCAAGAACGAUCAAUACGGACGUGGAGCCUGGCGAACAAUGCACGCCACCGGAAACCCGAUGCUAUGCCUUACGACGGCGCUUCGACUCAUUCUACGCGCACGCAGAGAUCUACAGCUCCAGGAUAGCGCUCAUCUGUGUGUCGACCUCAGCGUGGACGAAGUAAACCAAGCACUGAAAGUGGCGGCAGCGAGCAUCGGAGUGCCCGCAGCGAACUACUCAACUCACUCCAUCCGAUCGGGCGGAGCCGCAGCGCUGCUCAACGGAUAG
Molecule: messenger RNA, 1197 nt
Organism: Phytophthora sojae
Lineage: Eukaryota; Oomycota; Peronosporomycetes; Peronosporales; Peronosporaceae
Exons: 3
Coding region: 1-1197 (398 amino acids)
Biological process (GO): DNA recombination; DNA integration
Molecular function (GO): DNA binding
Source: RefSeq, a predicted model, not a curated record